Molecule: messenger RNA, 451 nt
Organism: Aspergillus japonicus CBS 114.51
Lineage: Eukaryota; Fungi; Ascomycota; Eurotiomycetes; Eurotiales; Aspergillaceae
Exons: 1
Coding region: 176-346 (56 amino acids)
Source: RefSeq, a predicted model, not a curated record
UUGUAGAACUGCAUGGCCAUGCGAACACCUGGGUGCCAUGCAUGAUGGGGGACUUGCAAGACAGAGAGAAAUCCAAACCCAUCGCGGCCAGGAGUCGUGCGGCAGUUCAGUACUUGAAGAGAAUCCGCGUAAAAUGCACGUGCAAGAAUAACCCAACGAUGGGGGCCAGACACCGAUGAUCAUUGCGUUUUGCAUCGUUUUGGUUUUUGGCACAACAAGCGAAUUUCCCGGACAUCCACCGAGGACGGUUCGGUCCUGCGAGUCAGCCAAGUGGAGCCCGGCACUGGCGGAUUGUCGCAUGGCACAACGGUUUUUGGCAGAGAUUGGCAUGGCUAAACAUGGCUAAACAUGGCUAGACAUGCCUAGACAUGUCAAGGGGCAGAGCCAAAACCACCGGCGCUGUCAACCAAAGUCAACCAUGUGGAUCGUCCGUUUGUCCCGCAGCCAAUCC